Seriola dumerili (greater amberjack) is the source of this 1786-nucleotide messenger RNA. It is a transcript of the gene psma6a, whose product is annotated as proteasome subunit alpha 6. Gene Ontology annotation, biological process: ubiquitin-dependent protein catabolic process. The transcript has 7 exons. Gene Ontology annotation, cellular component: nucleus; proteasome core complex, alpha-subunit complex; cytosol. Bases 92 to 832 code for a protein of 246 amino acids. The record is from RefSeq and is a predicted model, not a curated record. NCBI's taxonomy places the organism in Eukaryota, Metazoa, Chordata, Actinopteri, Carangiformes, Carangidae.
AGCAAAUGUUUGCCAUGUUUUGCUUCUGUUGUCUCUCAGUUUAGUUUCAGAUUCAGUCUUCACCAGUUUACCACAGUUAUUUGGAGCCGUCAUGUCUCGGGGGUCAAGCGCAGGGUUUGACCGCCAUAUCACCAUCUUCUCCCCGGAGGGAAGACUCUACCAAGUCGAGUAUGCCUUCAAAGCCAUCAACCAGGGAGGACUGACCUCUGUAGCCGUCAGAGGGAAGGACUGUGUUGUGAUCGUCACACAGAAGAAAGUCCCUGAUAAGCUGUUGGAUGCCUUGACAGUCACACAUCUCUUCAAAAUCACAGAGAACAUUGGCUGUGUCAUGACCGGCAUGACUGCUGACGGCAGGUCUCAGGUACAGAGGGCCCGGUAUGAAGCAGCUAACUGGAUGUAUAAGUACGGCUAUGAGAUCCCUGUGGACAUGUUGUGUAAACGCAUGGCUGACAUCUGCCAAGUCUACACGCAGAAUGCUGAGAUGAGGCCACUAGGAUGCUGUAUGAUAGUGGUUGGAGUGGAUGAAGAGAUGGGUCCACAGCUGUAUAAGUGUGAUCCAGCCGGCUACUACUGUGGCUUUAAGGCCACAGCAGCUGGAGUCAAACAGACAGAGGCCACCAGCUUCCUGGAGAAGAAAGUCAAGAAGAAGCUGGACUGGACCUAUGAGCAAACUAUAGAGACGGCUAUCUCAUGUUUGUCAACCGUACUGUCCAUUGACUUCAAGCCCUCAGAGCUGGAGGUGGGAGUCAUCACUACACAGGAACCAAGAUUCAAGAUCCUGUCGGACUCUGAGAUUGAUGUUCACCUGGUGGCUUUGUCUGAGAGAGAGUGAAGAAAGUUGGCAGCCAUUUUGUAGCCGUCAUCAUUACAUGGAUGAUGAACGGCGAACACAGGAAAGCCCCACCUCCCUCACACAAAAGUCUUGUCUAGAAGGAAGAUAAAGGAGGAGCUGGUAUCAUCUUGUUGACAACAAAGUGAGGUUGAGACAAAACAAUACAGAACAAUAUGGCCAUUUUAUAGCAGGUGGGUAGAAUAUGUUACCCAGCUGCACUGUCAGUGUUCCCAUCAUGCAACCUGCCCCUCCUCCAUCCUCCCUGGUCAGGGCCAGGACCUGACAAGACACAAUAUUAUCCACAUAUCGACCCCUUCCUGCAUUUUCCUUCUGGCCACACUGAGACAUCGUCGUUGCAGCCGGCUGCCAAAUGUCACAGAGCCUGGACAGAUGCCGGACAUUGACAUCAGUCCACCAGAUAUGACACAGGAGCCUGACAUGCUCCUUGGUCGUGAUGUUCCAGACAGGUGUUAACCACAGUGCCCUCUCUGUAUGCAGCUCAGCUCAAAUGUCUGGAAGAUGGAGGUGUGGUAACACUACAACAACGGCACAAUACCUCUUUUAAGUAUGAACUCAGUGGUCCAGUAGCAUCUUGAGUCACUGUAUUUAAAACAGUGCUUCCUAACCAUCUUUACUCAGGGCUGCCACAACUUGUACUUUUUGAAUCUGUCUCGUUUUAUUCAUCUGCCUCAGUCUCUCCUCUCUACUCGUCAUUAGCUCCAGGAUGAUGUUUAUGCUCUGAUGUACUUUGUGAUAACCCAGGGAACAGCUGUGGGAAUUCUCCCGUUGUGACAGUCAUCAUCAGUCACACCCCUGUUUAGGUCUACUCAGGUCAAUGUCAGUGGGAAGUCGCUAAGUAUAUUCCUUUCUUUCCAUUGUGUCUUGACCCUCCUCCCAUCUGCUGCCAUUGCUGUACAAUACAGCACUUCUAUUAAACACAAUGUUUUUAAGGAA